CGGCGCGCUGCGCUUCGGCCCCCGGGGGCCCAUGGACCGCAAACUUUGUGAGCGUCCGGAGCCCCGGGGCGGGGCGGUGUGCGGGCUCCGGCCCCCCCCGCAGGGCCCCCCCCCGCCCGCUGCCCGCGCCGCGCACGAAGAGCUGGACGAGGAGCUGGACCACAUCUUGUCGCCGCCGCCCAGGCCCGUCCGCAAGUACAGCAGCCCCGAUGUGUACUACGGCCUGGGGGGCGCCAAGACCCUCAAGGUCAAGCAGCAGCUGGGUGAGGAUGGCCGGCAGCUGCGGCGGGGGAGCCUGGGAGGAGCCCUGACCGGACGCUACCUGCUCCCCAGCGGCACCGCGGAGCGGCCGUGGCUGACCGCGGCUGGGCCGUCCAACCUCGUCCGCAUGCGCAGCCAGGCUCUCGGCCAGUCGGCGCCCUCCCUCACGGCCGGCGCGAAGGAGCUGAGCCUGCCCCGAAGAGGAAGUUUUUGCCGGACCAGCAACCGGAAAAGCCUGAUCGCCAAUGGCCAGUCCUCGGCCCUGCCGCGGCCUCACUCCCCGCUCUCGGCUCACGCAGGUCCUCUUGCAGGCAACAGCCCUCAGGACAGCCCCAGGACCUUCUCUCCCAGCACCUCGGCUCACUUUUCCUUCGCCAGAAGGACCGAUGGAAGGCGGUGGUCGCUGGCGUCUCUGCCCUCGUCCGGCUACGGGACCAACACUCCCAGCUCCACGGUGUCGUCGUCCUGCUCGUCCCAGGAGAAGCUGCAUCAGCUGCCGUACCAGCCGACCCCCGACGAGCUGCACUUCCUGUCCAGGCACUUCUGCACCUCGGAGAGCAUCGCCGCCGACAGCCGCUGCCGCGCUUCCGCCCUGCGCCCCCGCUCCCGCAGCCUCAGCCCCGGCCGCUCUGCCGCCUGCUGCGACCACGAGAUAGUCAUGAUGAACCACGUCUACAGGGAGAGGUUUCCCAAGGCCACGGCCCAGAUGGAGGAACGGCUGCGGGAGAUCGUGACGAGCUACUCCUCGGACCACGUCCGGCCUCUGUCCGACGGCGUCCUCAGCUUCACGCUCCAUCAGCUGGUGGAGCUGGCCCGCGACUGCCUGGAGAAGGCCUGCCAGGGCCUCGUCUCCUCCCGCUACUUCCUCGAGCUGCAGCACAAACUGGACAGGCUGCUCCAGGAGGCCCACGACCGCUCGGACAGCGGGGAGCUGGCCUUCGUCCAGCAGCUUGUCAAGAAGAUCCUGUUCGUCAUCGCCCGCCCCGCUCGCCUGCUGGAGUGCCUGGAAUUUGACCCGGAAGAAUUCUACUACCUCUUGGAGGCGGCGGAAGGCCAUGCCAAGGAAGGGCAAGGCAUCAAGACGGACAUCCCCAGAUAUAUCAUCAGCCAGCUGGGGCUCAACAAGGAUCCCCUGGAAGAAAUGGCACAGCUGGGCAGCUACGACAGCGGGGCGGCGGCCACCCCGGAGACGGACGAAUCUGCCGACAGCUCCGCCGCGGCGCUGAAGCUCCGGAGAGAACCUCGGGAAAGCGACUUCGAGACCAUCAAGCUGAUCAGCAACGGAGCGUAUGGGGCGGUGUACUUCGUGCGGCACAAAGAGUCCCGGCAGCGGUUCGCCAUGAAGAAGAUCAACAAGCAGAACCUCGUCCUGCGGAACCAGAUCCAGCAGGCCUUCGUGGAGCGCGACAUCCUGACCUUCGCCGAGAACCCGUUCGUCGUCAGCAUGUACUGCUCCUUCGAGACCCGCCGUCACCUGUGCAUGGUCAUGGAGUACGUCGAAGGAGGAGACUGUGCCACUUUGAUGAAGAACAUGGGCCCCCUCCCCGUGGACAUGGCCCGCAUGUACUUCGCCGAGACGGUGCUGGCGCUCGAAUACCUCCACAACUACGGGAUCGUGCACAGGGAUCUCAAGCCGGACAACCUGUUGGUCACGUCCAUGGGGCACAUCAAGCUGACCGACUUCGGCCUGUCCAAAGUGGGGCUGAUGAGCCUGACCACCAACCUCUACGAGGGCCACAUCGAGAAGGACGCCCGCGAGUUCCGGGACAAGCAGGUGUGUGGCACGCCCGAAUACAUCGCGCCCGAGGUGAUCCUGCGACAGGGCUACGGGAAGCCGGUGGACUGGUGGGCCAUGGGCAUCAUCCUCUUUGAGUUCCUGGUGGGCUGCGUGCCCUUCUUCGGGGACACGCCGGAGGAGCUGUUCGGCCAGGUCAUCAGCGAUGACAUCGGUUGGCCAGACAAGGAGGAAGAGAUUCCGCCUCCCGAAGCCCAGUGCCUGAUCACCCUGCUGCUACGCCAGGACCCCCUGGAGAGGCUGGGCACGGGCGGUGCCUACGAGGUCAAGCAGCAUCGCUUCUUCCACUCCCUGGACUGGAAUGGCCUGCUGAGGCAGAAGGCCGAGUUCAUCCCUCAGCUGGAGUCGGAGGACGACACGAGCUACUUCGACACUCGCUCCGAGAAGUACCACCACAUGGAAACCGAGGAGGAAGACGAGGAGGACGAGACCAACGACGAAGACUUCAGCGUGGAAAUCCGGCAGUUUUCCUCGUGUUCCCACAGGUUUUCCAAAGUGUUCGGCAACAUCGAGCGGACGACGCGGCCCUCCGCCGGGGAAGGGGAGGACGCCGGAGACGAGGCCAAGAGCCCGGCACCGCCGCCCCCGCCCGACUCUCUCGGCUGGACCGUGGGGCCAUCCGACAUGCCCCGGCCCCCCGCCUUCCACACCCUGCCCACGCUGGCCGUUUCCACCGAGGGAGAGGCGAGUUGGGGGGCCCCCCGAGGGGAGCCGCAACAGACCGGACGUCCGGCCCAGCGGGUCAGUCGGGACGAGCCCGAGACCGCCGGCCCAGAGCGCGUCGCCCGCGGCUCCGCCCUCCUGGUGGGCGGCAGACCCCCGGAGCUCUGGGACCGGCCCGACGGACGCCCCGAGGACGUGGACGGAGCCGCCGCCCCUCCCCGAGCCCCCGGGGGUCCGGUCAGCCCCCCGGCCCGGACGCAGCUCGAUGGCGCCGCGGAGAAGAGCGAGAUCCACAAGUCCCUGUCGGCCGGCGCCUUGUCCCUCACCUUCGCCGGAGAUGCAUUCGGCGUGUCUCCGCUGGGGAGCCCCGUGUCCCCCCGCUCGCCGUCCUCCGACCCCUCGUCGUCGCGGGACCCCUCCCCGAGCCGGGCCCCGCCCCCCGCCGCCGGCCCCUGCCCCGGGGCCCAGCAGCCCGUCGUGGUGCACAGCUCCGGGAAGAAGUUCGGCUUCACCAUCCGGGCCAUCCGCGUCUACGUGGGCGACAGCGACGUCUACACCGUCCACCACGUCGUCUGGAAUGUGGAAGAGGGCAGUCCCGCAGCCCAGGCGGGGCUGAGGGCCGGCGACCUCAUCACCCACAUCAACGGCGAGCCGGUCAACGGGCUGGUCCACCCCGAGGUCAUCGAGCUGCUGCUGAAGAGCGGGAACCUGGUGUCCAUGAUGACCACGCCCUUCGAGAACACGUCGAUCCGCACAGGGCCCGCCCGGCGCCACAGCUACCGCAGCCGGAUGGUCCGGCGCAGCAAGAAAGUCAAGAAGAAGGAGAACCUCGAACGGAAGCGGUCGCUUUUCAAGAAGCUGGCCAAGCAGCCGUCGCCGCUGCUCCACCCCAGCCGCAGCUUCUCCUGCCUGAGCCGCUCCCUGUCGUCCGGAGAGAGCCUGCCGGGCUCUCCGACGCACAGCCUGUCCCCCAGGUCGCCCACUCCGAGCUUCCGCUCCACCCCCGACUUCCCCUCCGGGACAAACUCGUCUCAGAGCAGCUCACCGGGCUCCAGUGCUCCCAGCUCUCCGGCCGGCUCGGGCCACGUCCGGCCCAGCACGCUCCACGGCCUGGCCCCCAAGCUGGGCGGCGCCCGCUACCGUUCCGGCCGACGGAAGUCAGCGGGCAGCAUCCCCCUGUCCCCGCUGGCCCGGACGCCCUCUCCCACGCCCCCGGCCCGGUCCUCCUCCCCGCCGCCGCCGCCGGCCGUUCACCCGCGGUCCCCGUCCCCGCUGCUGGGGACCCCCCGCCCCACCGCCGCCGCCGCCGCCCCCCCUUCUCGGGCCGGCCCGGCCUUCGCGGUCAGGACGCCCUCGCCGGGCGCCGGGGGGCACCCGACCGGGCGGCCCAAGAGCGCGGAGCCUCCCCGAUCGCCGCUACUCCAGCGGGUGCGGUCGGAGGAGAAGCUCGGCCCGCCCUGCGCCGGACGCAAGCCCGGUCCGGAGGGGAAGAUGCCCGGCCCGGAGGAGAGGAGGCCCGGCCCGGAGGGGAGGAGGCCCGGCCCGGAGGGGAGGCCCGGAACCCCGCCGCGCCGCCUGGCCCGGAGGAGGGCAGAGGGGAGGCCCCGGCCGGGCCCCGGACGCGGGCCGUGGAGCAGGGCUGCCUCAAGCGCCCGGCCGCCCGCCAGCCGGGCUUCCCAGAGCCGCCGGCCGGCCCGGACCGCGACAGGCCGGAGCCGUGGAAGCGGAGUCCGGCCGGUCGGGACCCCGAGGGCCCCGCGGUCCCGCGAAAGGAGGACGGAGACUCCCGCGGGGCCGGGGAGCGGCCUAGCUCCUCGGGAAUCCCCGCCGUCGCCGUGGACGGCGGCCGGCGGGGGGAUCGGCUCGUGCAGGGGAGGUCCAGCGGCCCGACGGCCGGCCCCGGCUCCCCGCCCGAGGCCCAGGGCCACCCCCAGCCACCCCCGGACCCGGCCAGGGGCAGAGGGGAUGCCGCGGUCCGAGAGCCACUCGGGGUGGAGAGACCGGCCGGGGGCCAGCUCGCCCACCUGGGUCUGCUGCGGAAAAGGGCGGCCAUAGCAGAGCAGGACGGAGGCGUCUGUCCGGGACGCUGGCCCAAGCCGGCAGUCGGUGGCCUCGGUGGCGCCCCCCGGCCCGUGGGUAUGGAGCCCCCGCGGCCACAGGACGGCCAGGCCCAGGGCAUCGGCGGCACCCACCGGGCCUCCGCGGCCCUCCCUGCUCCCUC
Ornithorhynchus anatinus (platypus) is the source of this 4940-nucleotide messenger RNA. It is a transcript of the gene MAST4, whose product is annotated as microtubule associated serine/threonine kinase family member 4. The transcript has 29 exons. Gene Ontology annotation, biological process: peptidyl-serine phosphorylation; intracellular signal transduction. The coding region runs from base 32 to 4774 and encodes 1580 amino acids. Gene Ontology annotation, molecular function: magnesium ion binding; protein serine/threonine kinase activity; protein binding. NCBI's taxonomy places the organism in Eukaryota, Metazoa, Chordata, Mammalia, Monotremata, Ornithorhynchidae. The record is from RefSeq and is a predicted model, not a curated record.